Molecule: messenger RNA, 1634 nt
Organism: Sesamum indicum (sesame)
Lineage: Eukaryota; Viridiplantae; Streptophyta; Magnoliopsida; Lamiales; Pedaliaceae
Product: RGG repeats nuclear RNA binding protein A
Cellular component (GO): nucleus; cytoplasm
Molecular function (GO): mRNA binding
Source: RefSeq, a predicted model, not a curated record
GUGUGAGGAUAAAGAUAACCACCCUCCCCCCCUCCUUCACUCUCUCUCGGUCUAUUGAGCAUUGCGGCUAGGGUUUCAGUAAACCCUACUAUCUCUUCUCCUCUUCUGUUAUCACCGACUGCGUAGAUCUGUCAAUUUUAUUAGCUUUAAUAAUGAUUACGAAGUUGGACUAAGAGUUGAUUUGUGACUAAUCUGAAAGCGAGGGGUUUUGCAUUUGCUGCUGCGGGGAACAAUGGCAACACUGAACCCGUUUGAUUUGCUAGGUGACGAUGAUGCUGAGGACCCAUCGUUGUUGAUUGCUGCUCAGCAGCAGAAGAACGAGCCCAAAGCUCCAUCGGUUAAGCCUGCGGCGGCCAAGCAGCCGCCGUCGCAAAAUAAGUCGGUUGCUGCGCAGCCUAAGCUCCCAUCCAAGCCUCUUCCCCCAUCUCAGGCUGUCAGAGAGGCAAAAUCUGAAUCUGCACGAGGUGGCCGUGGUGGUGGCCGUGGAUAUGGGCGUGGUCGUGGUGGGCCCUUUAGAGACUCAACCAACAAUGAGAAUUCAUAUGGCAACAGAGAAAUACAAGUUGGUCAAGGUGCUCCUGAUGAGGCUGAUGCUGGGAAACCUUUUGAAAGGCGUGGUGGAUAUGGUGGACCUCGUGGUGCUUUCCGUGGUGGUCGCCGAGGUGGCUUCAGCAAUGGAGAAGUUGGAGAAGGUGAUCGCGACCGUCUUCGUAGGCCAUUUGAUCGUCGUAGUGGAACUGGGCGCGGAAAUGAGAUGAAAAGAGAAGGAGCUGGCAGAGCGAACUGGGGAACGCAUACUGAUGAACUGGCUGAAGUGACAGAGGAAGUUGUUAAUGAAGGUGAAAAAUCUCUGAAUGUGGAGAAGCCCUCAGGAGAUGAGGAUCCUCCAGCGGAUGGAGACAAGGAAGCUGCAACUACUGAAGUUGAAGAGAAACCUGAGGAUAAGGAGAUGACACUGGAAGAGUAUGAGAAGCUUCUGGAGGAGAAAAGAAAGGCGCUGCAGGCUCUUAAAACUGAGGAAAGGAAGGUUGAUGUGAAAGAGUUUGAAACCAUGCAACAACUUGCAAACAAGAAGGCUAAUGAUGAUGUAUUCAUCAAAUUGGGCUCUGAUAAGGAUAAAAAGAAAGAGUUGGCUGAGAAAGAAGAGAGAGCCAAAAAGUCUGUCAGCAUCAAUGAGUUCUUGAAGCCUGCUGAGGGUGAGGCCUACUACAAUCGUGGCGGUCGUGGUAGGGGCCGUGGUCGUGGUUCUAGAGGAGGUUAUACUGGAGGCAGUAAAAUGGGCAAUGCUGAAGCACCUGCAAUUGAAGAUCCAGGCCAGUUCCCUACUUUAGGUGGGAAGUGAGAUAUUUCCUUGUUUUGCUUCUGCCAUGUUAUGUCAGUGUUCUAACCGGUUGGGCAGGAGUUAACUGGAAUAAUGGAGUUUACUGUAUUAAAAGCUUCCUAAAGUUUAUGCUUAAAAUGUACAUCACUGUCAUAUGCUUAAAAUGUAUAUCAGUGUCCUCUGUGUGAUCCCCGUGUAGCAUUUUUCCAGUGCCGUGCUCUGUUUUCAAGCUUUUCUAGGGCAUAUGAACUACUUAUGACUCCUCAUAUUUGAUGCUCAGUUUUGUCUGCAUAUGGAAGAGGCGCUUUCUUCA